Molecule: messenger RNA, 1235 nt
Organism: Nylanderia fulva
Lineage: Eukaryota; Metazoa; Arthropoda; Insecta; Hymenoptera; Formicidae
Source: RefSeq, a predicted model, not a curated record
UCAUGCUGGUGAAUGUACUUCGAGAGUAUAAUGUCAAUAGAAUAUUUUUGUCGUGCCUAGGUCUUUGGCCAUUUCAACGUAAGCUCACGAGAUAUUUAUUGCCAAUACUCUGCUUUAUAAUCGAAAUAAGUUACUUGCCGUUCGAGAUAGUAACAUUGUACAUACAUAGAAAUGAUGGACAAAUGAUCUUUGAAUGUCUGUAUCAAAUGGUUGUAACGCUGGCGUUCCUUGUAAAAUUAUUCAAUCAGCUUUGGUAUCGUAAUAAGUUUCGACGUUUAUACGAAACUAUGGAAAACCAUUGGAAUAUAUUUACGAAUGAUUUCGAAGUUCGAGUUAUAAAAAGUUAUUCUGUCAUAUCACAGAAAUUUGCAAUAUCUUAUCUCACAUUCCUUUACGUUAUGGUGUUAAUGUUUGUCACAAUACCUUCAUUCGGACCGAAGCUUCUUGAUAUUGUGCUACCUCUUAAUGAAUCGCGCCCCGUACACUUGGCAAUUUAUGCUGAAUAUGGGGUAGAUCAAGAUAAGUAUUUUAUGGCAAUAUUUUCGUACACCACUAUUAUGAUCGCAGUGGGUAUAACUAUUAUGGUGGCUGUUGAUACUAUGCAUGUCACGUGCACCGCGCAUGCAUGUGGUUUAUUCCAAGUUAUCGGUCAACAAAUUGAAAAUAUAAUAUCGAACGUGAACGGCGAGACUAAAAAUCACGCAAAUGCGGAGUACGAAUUACUCAAUGAGAAAAUGAUAUAUCGAGAAUACAUUGUGUGCUUGAAGAAACAUCAACUUGCUUUAGAGUAUGUCGAUAUAUUGAACGACACGCAUAAGAUUGUGGGAAUCAGCUUCUCAUUAUUUAUUGGCGCGGUUUUCAGUCUGAUUGGAGUUCGCAUCGUCUAUGUGUUAGACCAAGUGGAAGAAAUAAUUAGAUACUUCUUUAUAAUCUCGGGAGCAUUGGUGCAACUGAUGAUCGUGUGUUAUUCCGGCCAAAAAUUAAUGGACGAAAGUCAGAAUAUAUUUCACCGAGCAUAUGCAGCGGAAUGGUAUAAAUUCUCACCAAGAUUAAAAUCAUUGUUAAUUAUAACUCUUUACAGAAGUGUUGUACCAUGCAAAUUAACAGCAGGUAAUUUGUUUCCAUUAUCGAUGACACUCUACGCCGUGGUAAGUACGAAAAUCUGGAAAAAAUUAUUUUACAAAAUACAUAUAUUGGAAAUGAUUUAUGUGUUUUUGUUCGAUUUAAGGUGGUGA